CCCGCCGGGUUUGCUGCUUUCCUUUCCACGCCCCGCUUCUCCGCGCAUCAAAACAAGACCGUCGCGGAGGGGGCGGGGCCUGCACUCGCGGCGACUGCGGGUUGGCCCCGGGCUUCCGCUCGCACUUCCGGCGGCGGAGGUUGGGAGUCCAGGCAUGGACGUGCGCUAGCGGUGGACGCGGCGGAGCGGGGAGCCCAAGGUCUGGAUAUGUGUGAAUGCCUGUCCUUAACUAGCACAGCCGUCUGAACUGAGAGGAUCACUUUCUUCAGGGCGUUUGCCAAGUUCCUGAGAUUAAAAACCAGGCAGAGAUAUGAAGGAUGAGUAUUCAAGGCAGAUAGAAGAGCUAUAAAGUCAGGGAAUGCCAAGCACCAUGAAGUGUUUUAGGAAGAGGUGCAGAAUGAGCACAUGUUGUUGGUGUACACCAGGUGGUAUUUCCACCACUGACUUCCUGAAGUGCUAUGCAUCGUCCAAGACCCAGGACCGUGAAUUCCAAACAGCUGAUGAAGAUCUCUGCUACUGCUUGGAGUGUGUGGCUGAAUACCACAAAGCAAGGGAUGAACUGCCAUUCUUGCAUGAGGUUUUAUGGGAAUUAGAAACCUUACGUCUCAUAAAUCACUUUGAAAACUCCAUGAAGGAAGAAAUUGAAGAUGAUGAUGAAUUAUACAUAGUAGACAACAAUGGAGAGGCACAGCUGUUUGAUUUUAGUGGCCAAGACUUUGAAAAUAAGAUACGAGUUCCUCUUCUUGAAAUACUGAAAUAUCCGUACCUGCUUCUACAUGAGCGUGUUAAUGAGCUCUGUGUUGAAGCACUUUGCCGGAUGGAGCAAGCCAAUUGCUCCUUUCAGGUUUUUGAAAAACAUCCGGGGAUCUAUUUGUUUCUGGUCCAUCCCAAUGAAAUGGUUCGGCGUUGGGCUAUCCUGACUGCAAGAAACCUUGGAAAAGUGGACAGAGAUGAUUAUUAUGACUUACAGGAAGUGUUAACUUGCCUUUUUAAAGUCAUUGAGUUGGGCCUUCUAGAAAGUCCAGACAUUUAUACUUCUUCAGUCCUUGAAAAGGGUAAACUGAUUCUCCUGCCUGCACACAUGUAUGAUACUACCAACUACAAAAACUAUUGGUUAGGUAUUUGCAUGUUGCUGACAAUUCUUGAGGAGCAAGCCAUGGAUUCGCUGUUGCUGGGCUCAGAUAAACAAAACGAUUUCAUGCAAUCAAUCCUUCACACCAUGGAGAGGCAGUCAGAUGAUGACAGUGUGAAUCCUUUUUGGCCGGCAUUACAUUGUUUCAUGGUAAUCCUGGAUCGCCUUGGAUCUAAGGUCUGGGGUCAGCUGAUUGAUCCUAUUGAGGCAUUUCAAACCAUUAUCAACAAUGUGAGCUAUAAUAAAGAGAUCCAGAAUAUACGGAAUAGCUCUAUAAGGACCAAGUUAGAACCAGAGCCAUGUUUGGAUGAUAUGGUGACUUGCAGCCAGAUUGUAUACAGUUAUAAUCCUGAAAAGACAAAAAAGGAUUCAGGGUGGAGAACAGCUAUUUGCCCAGAUUAUUGUCCUAACAUGUAUGAAGAAAUGGAAACAUUGGCCAGUGUCCUUCAGUCAGACAUUGGCCAAGACAUGCGUGUUCAUAACAGCACAUUUCUGUGGUUUAUACCUUUCGUUCAGUCUCUGAUGGAGCUGAAGGAUCUGGGCGUGGCUUACAUCGUAGAAGUGAUUCAUCAUCUGUACUCGCAGGUCAAGGAUGUCCUCAACCAGACAGAUGCUGUAUGUGACAAAGUCACGGAAUUUUUUCUUCUCAUUUUGGUGUCAGUGGUUGAACUGCAUAGAAAUAAAAAAUGUUUGCAUUUGCUGUGGGUUAGUUCCCAGCAGUGGGUAGCAGCUGUAGUAAAAUGUGCCAAGCUUCCUACUAGUGCAUUUGUACGGAGUUCUGAGAAGUCAGCUGGAAGUUAUUCCAAAGGAACAGCAAUGAUCACAUCGCUACCACUGCAUUUAGUGCCAUCUAACUCUGUACAGCUUGCUUGUGUGCAGCUAAUUAGGAGUCUCCUUAAAGAAGGUUAUCAGCUUGGUCAGCAGACUCUCUGCAAGCGAUUCUGGGAUAAGCUUAACCUGUUCCUUCGAGGAAAUUUGUCUCUAGGUUGGCAGUUGACUAGCCAGGAAACCCAUGAGUUACAAACUUGUUUAAAACAAAUAAUUAGAAACAAAUCCUUAGAAAAAUUAAAAAUACCUCCAAGUAACCCUUUUGUGGAUCUGACUCCCACGUAUAAAACCCCACCUGCAUCUUUUAAAGAAGAAAGUGAACAAAAAAGGAAGAAGCCUAAAAAAGACAUCUACUGUCUGGAAAAUUCCUGCCUGACAUUUUCUAAAGAACCAGUGAAAACUGAAACAUCUCAAGUACAAGAGCAUAGAUUGAUUAAAGCAAGUAACACUAUAGAAGAAGGGGAUAAAGAGCAAAAUUAUCUAAAGGAUUUGAAUGUUGAAGACCAUCUCUCAGCUGAGUCAUGGUUAAAGCUGAGUUGUAAAAGCCACUUUACUGAAAGAGCUCAAGAUCAGACUAAAGUAAGUAAAAGGAAGCAGAUGUCUGUGGAAGAGAGCUCUUCAUGUACACCACAGAUUUGUACUUCACGAAAUGGUCGAGGAGGAGAAGGUGACAGAGCAAUAAUGAUAACCCAUUCAUUGACUGAUUCUGGCACUGGUUCUCCAGAACAUGUGUCCACAUUAAAUGAGGAUUUCUCCUUAAAGGAUGAUGCUCUUGGUAAAUCUUCAAAACCAAAAUCUAAGGCAGAGAAAGAUAAAAUCUGUACAAAGUUAUCACAUGUCAUAAAGAAGCAACCCAGGAAAAGUGCGGUGGUCAAUAAUGCUGUCAGUGUACAGGAAAAUCUGGCGGUAGGUAACAUGGAGAGUUUUUGUUCAGAGAAAGAUAAAGGUGUGCAGAAAGAAGGUGGAACCACACAGAGUCUGUCUUUAGACCCUGAUGGCGUUCUGGUUGAUGAAAAUGGAGAACAAAAAUCACAAAACAAUUGGUUGCUGAAAAAGAAGCAUUUAAAGAAUGAAGAAUUGGAUAUUUUUUCUUCCCAUGAAAAGAGUUGUCAAAUACAGAAGUGUCAUGUUGAUAAAGAUUUGGUCUCAUUAACAGAAAUGAGCGAUACUUCGGUAAAGAAGAUGUCUCUCUGUAAGGAGCCUGGGACCAUGCUUGAAUCAAGAGAUAAGGAAAGGACUAAGAGUACAGCUCUGAUUUCCUCUGACUUGCAAAAAGAACCCUUUCCUAGCAUUAGUCCUGAGUCUGACACCUUAACAGAUUCUCAGGUAGACAGAGACCUCCACAAAUUAUCUUUAGUAGCUCAAGCCAGUGUUAUUAAAUUUCCAUCAGAUUUAACUCAAAAAAGCUCACGCCAGCUGCAAAGGAAAGGAAAAGAUGAUAAAAGAUGCUUCACGGCUCAUCAUAACGUGGACAGCUGCUGUGGACAAGUUAUUGUUAUUUCAGAUUCUGAUGAUGAAGAUGAAAUUCUGGGUUUUGAGAAACACAUUGAAAAGGACAAAAUACGCCUUAAGAAAGAAUGUCCAGAGCAGCAUGAUUCAGUUAAUACUAAUGCAGACAAACAGCUUAUAAAAGAAGAAAAAAUGUCUUUUCUGUUUGAGGAUUCUGAUUCUCAGGUUUUUGAGUUUGAAAGUCAAUCUCAAGUGUUUUCAGUUUGGCAGGAUCAGAAAGUAGACAAUCAGAAUUCAGUUCAAGAGGAGGAAAAAAAUUCAUGUGUGACUCACAUAGCUGAUAGCACAAAUAAUUGGGGUAAUGGUACGGAUUAUGUAUCUGAAGAGGCUGUUCAAGAAGUAGCAAAGGACAUUGGAGAACAUGGAGAACCACAUAGUAGCAUUUCUGUUAAGGAAUAUGGUAAAACUAAAGUAAAAAAUCGUAAGAGAAAGCAAUUUGAACAGCCUGUAACUGAAGAUCCUCCAAAGCCUUCACCUUCUGUCAGAAAUGAGGACCAGUCUAACAUUCUUAAUGAGAGAGAUCUUACUGAAAGUGAUUUAAAAUGUACCGAGAUAAGUACCACAACUCCCAGUUCAAGUGUUGAGAGAGCUACCACCGUUCAAGCGAAGUCUGCUGCAAAGGCUUGUACUUACUCAAAACCUGCUAGGAAAGGACCAGUUUCUAAAACUCCUAAGAAAACACAUUCAGAUGCCAAAAAAGGGCAGAAUAAAAGUUCACAUUACCUAAGUUGUAGAACAGCUCCUGCUGUAGUGCCACCAAAGAAAACGCGCCAUUGUCCUGAACCAACAUCAACAGUUGAGAAACUUGGUCUGAAGAAAGCUCCUCGGAGGGCAUUUGACUUGUCCCAGAGAACUUUAGACUCUAUAGGUCAGUUACGGGAUCAUGGCAAAAAUGUCGGAGCAGUUAGUACCCCAAAAAAGACGAAGUUAAUUUCUCCCCAGACUCUCUCUGUUAAAAAUAAUAAGAAACUCCUGACAAGUCAGGAUCUUCAGGUGCAAAGGCAGAUGAGACAGAAAUCACACAAAAAAAGGAAAGAACGUUGUAGUUACGAAGGUUCAAAGGCUACAAGACCAGGGCCAGGUAGAACACAGAAUUCUGACAUAGUUGUACCAGAAUCUGAUAGGUUAGAUUAUAAUUCUAAAAGACAUGAGGUACUUGCUAACAUUAAGGAAAAACGGUUAGUAAAAUCCAUGCCUUCAGAACCAGAAGCCAUAAAAGCACAUUCUCAGGUGCCUGAGAAUGCUUUAAACCAUUGUGAUUCCAGAGUGUUAAAUGGAAGAAUCCCAACAGAUGAAAUGAUUGUCUCUACUUCAGAGGACCCUGUAGGUGGGGGUGAGCCAACAGGGCGUCAGGUAGCAGUGGCAACUCUGAGAGAGGCAGAACCAGAAUCCAGUAGUGAUACGGAUGAUGAUGAUUUAUUUUUAACACAACAUGGUCCUGAAGAUAUGGAUUUAUGUUCACAAAUGGAGGAUGAGAAUGAUAAACUCUUUGAAGUGCUUCAUGGAAAAGUUAGAGUUCAGGUAGAAGGUUCUGGAAGUUGGCCUCAGUUGGCACAGAGUGGCACAAAGUGUAAGUACAAAGAUUGUGCUGAAACUCUGAAGAACGAGGAUGAGUAUUGUCCAAGGCACUUAAAAGCUAAAGCAGCUGAUGACAAUGUAUUUCGUAAGCCUGGCUUGCCUCCUCCCGCACGGAGACCUUCCACCACUAAAAUUUUUAGCUCAAGUAGCACUUCCCGGAUUGCCCAUCUCUCCAAGUCUUUGGAAAGUUCUCCAGCACCUCCAUCAGCUCUAAAAAGUAAAUCAAAUGGGGUACAGUCUAUUUUAAAAGGGCCACAGCCCGCUUCCCCACCAUCUCUCAAGCCAGUGGGUGAAGUGGAUAGUUUAUACAGUGUUCAUUCUCAGACUCUAAAUAAUUCCAACAGGCAAGGUUACAAACUUCCACUUGGUGAAAACAAAUCCUUCUCUGCUUCCCCUCCAAUGAACAUUCUUUUCUCACAGUCUAUCUCUGACAUCUUCAUUAAAGAAGUCUUAAAAUGGAAAUACGAAAUGUUUUUGAACUUCGAUCUUUGUGGACCCCCAGCAAGUCUUUGCCAGUCCAUCUCAAGACCUGUGCCUGUCAGAUUUCAAGAUUGUGGAGAGUAUUUUGAUGUUUUUUUACCUUUGAUAAUAUUGAAUACUUUUGAAACAGUGGCUCAGGAAUGGAUCAGCUCUCCAAAUAAAAAGAAUUUCUAUGAGUUGCAUUUACGAAAAUUUCCGACUGAUUAUAAAAAAACCUGGGAAUUUGUAGUGUAUCUGGAGGAAUGUGAACUGGCUAAACAGUUUCAUCCGAAGGAAAAUGAUUUGGUGUUUUUGCUUCCUGAGAGACUAAGUGGAGAGAAAAAUUAUAUAGAGAGAAAUCACAUCCAGGAUCUCCAUGAAUAUCACUGUGGUUACAUUCACAGGUUUCGCCGCACGUCAGGCAUGUGUAAUGGAAAAUCUGAGUGCUCCCUUUCCAUUCAGACUCAAGAUGAUUUCCAAGCCAAUUUAAAUGAAUUUAUGAAAUGCAUUAUAAUCAGUUCUCUGGUGACUACACAAAGGAAGUUGAAAGCCAUGUCUCUAUUGAGUGGCCGGAACCAGCUGGCCAGAGCUAUUCUGAAUCCAAACCCCAUGGAUUUCUGUACCAAAGAUUUACUAACUACAACAUCUGAGAGAAUUAUAGCCUACUUAAAAGAUUUCAAUGAAGAGCAGAAAAAGGCAGUAGAAACUGCGUAUGCCAUGGUGAAACACUCGCCAUCAGUUGCCAAAAUCUGCCUGAUUCAUGGACCACCUGGGACUGGAAAAUCAAAAACUAUUGUUGGCCUCCUCUUCCGCUUACUGAUGGAGAACCAGAGAGGGGGACACUUGGAUGAAAACUCCAACGCCAAGAUCAAACAGAACCGCGUCCUUGUGUGUGCUCCUUCCAAUGCAGCUGUUGACGAACUUAUGAAAAAAAUUAUCAUCGAAUUCAAAGAAAAAUGUAAAGACAAGAGGAAUCCUUUGGGAAACUGUGGAGAUAUAAAUUUGGUACGACUGGGUCCAGAAAAAUCUAUCAACAGUGAGGUCCUAAAAUUCAGUUUGGACAGCCAAGUGAACCACAGAAUGAAAAAAGACUUACCUUCUCAUGUUCAGGAGAUGCAUAGAAGAAAGGAGUUUCUAGAUCAUCAGCUAGAUGAGCUUUCCCGUCAGCGAGCUUUAUGCCGAGGUGGAAGAGCAAUGCAGAGGCAAGAAUUAGAUGAAAAAAUUGCUAAAGUUUCCAAAGAAAGGCAAGAACUUGCUUCUAAAAUUAAAGAGGUGCAGGGGCGCCCACAGAAGGCCCAGAGUACCGUGAUUUUAGAGUCCCAUAUCAUCUGCUGCACGCUGAGCACCAGUGGUGGUUUGCUGCUCGAGUCUGCUUUUCGGGGCCAGGGAGGUGUCCCCUUCAGUUGUGUCAUUGUCGAUGAGGCCGGGCAGUCCUGUGAAGUUGAGACCCUGACCCCUCUCAUCCACCGCUGCAACAAGCUCAUCCUAGUAGGAGACCCUAAGCAGCUGCCCCCCACAGUCAUUUCCAUGAAGGCCCAGGAGUACGGCUAUGACCAGUCGAUGAUGGCACGCUUCUGCAGACUGCUGGAGGAGAGAGUGGAGCAGAACACGAUCGGCAGGCUGCCCGUGCUGCAGCUCACUGUGCAGUACAGGAUGCACCCGGACAUCUGCCUCUUCCCGUCCAAUUACAUUUAUAACAGAAGUUUGAAAACACAUCGGUUUACUGAAUCUGUUCGAUGUUCAUCAGACUGGCCCUUUCAGCCUUACCUUGUGUUUGAUGUCGGAGACGGUUCAGAAAGACGGGAUAAUGACUCAUAUGUAAAUGGUCAAGAAAUAAAAUUGGUGAUGGAAAUAAUUAAACUGAUUAAAGAAAAAAAGAGAGAGAUUAAUUUCCGAAACAUUGGCAUAAUAACUCAUUACAAGGCUCAGAAGAUAAUGAUUCAGAAGGAUUUGGACAAAGAGUUUGACAGGAAAGGACCAGCAGAGGUGGACACCGUGGAUGCCUUCCAGGGCCGCCAGAAGGACUGCAUCAUUGUCACCUGUGUCCGAGCAAAUGCCAUGCAGGGCUCCAUCGGGUUCCUGGCCAGCUUGCAGAGGUUGAACGUCACCAUUACACGCGCCAAGUACAGCCUCUUCAUCCUCGGGCAUCUGAGGACCCUGAUGGAAAACCACCAUUGGAACGAACUGAUUCAGGAUGCUCAGAAGCGUGGUGCCAUCAUCAAAACCUGUGACAAAAGCUAUAGACAUGAUGCAGUGAAGAUCCUGAAACUCAAGCCCCAGCUGCAGCGGAGUCUGACCCACCCCCCUACCAUAGCCCCUGAGGUGUCCAGGCCCCAGGGCGGCCUGCCCAGCAACAGGCUGGACAGUGGGCUUGCCACAACGUCCUCGGCUGCCUCUCUGUACCACAGCCCCUCUGACUCCAACGAAGCUGCUGUCACUGUAACUGCAAGGGACCCAGAAAGGUCGCCCCUGCAGGAACGACUUCGGGACCCACGACUGCUCAAGAGAUUUGAGGCUGAAGCCAAGGCAGGGACAUUCCUCAGGGAUCCACAGGCCAUGAGCCCCCAGCAUCCUGGAGGGAUGCCUCCCUGGGCAGAGCUGGGCUUUUCUGUGACUUAUCAGGACUUUGGCGGUGCCCUGCAGCCACCUGCUGCUAAUGUCGCCCCUCAGAGCCACUACAGACCUCUGGCACAGGGUGAGCCUCCCGCUGCUGGCACUGAUGCAUUUGUGAGUAGAAAAGGUGGUAACCAGGAGGGCGGGCUGGGUCACAGGAGAGAGGGUUGGGCCUUCAGUGCGGGCGAGCAGGAAGAGGACUGUGGCUCUGCGACUUACUACCCAAAGAACUCCGCCUGGGACAGCAGGGGGGCAGAAGAGGACAGCAGUUCGAAGAAGAGAAAGCUUUUGUAGUAAAGCCAUGUGACGGGACUGGACUGUCAGCCCUGGGCAUUCUGUAAACUUAAGGUGACCACUGCAUAGGACCACUCAGAUGAGGUGAUUCUUUUUUUUCCCCUUUAAGGAGUUUGUGUGCUGUUGGAAAAUAAAGAAGUGUGUCCGAUGCCUGAGCCUUCUGGUCACCUUGAGUAGUUUUUGCCAGUUGCUCAGUUUUCUGAGGGCAUCUGUGCAUCUGUAGUAACGCACGCCUUUGACGGCAGGACUCUUGUUUUCUGAGUGGUCAGCUCUGGAGGUCAGACUGGAGUGAACGUUGUAAAAGUUGCAGUGUAUAUUUGUAUAGCAAAUAACAAGACACUUUUAAAGUUUAAUGUUCUAGACCACUUUUCUUUUCUCUGCUUACAAUGUUGAUCAUUUUUUAAUGGAACAAACUGUUUAUUAAAAGAGGAAGGCUGGUGCUUUCAUCCAUUGUGAUGGAGACAGGGUUCUGUAACAGCCUAGGUGUUUGGGAUGAACAGUGAGUGCCAGGGGCCAGGGGUCUCUCAGCUGUGUUUAAAAAGCCAGGGUCCCGUGGGGACCUUGGGGAAGUGCAGUCACAGGAGAAGCUGUGCCGAUCCCAGGACAUGGUCUGUGACGAGUCCCCGGGCUGUCUCAGUGCACACAGCUCCCAGCUAACGCCCUCACUCUUCCCAAAGCAGAAGAAGGCUUGCACCGUCCCGUUCAGGCACCCCGGCGUUGGUGAGCCUCGUGCAGCUGCCAGGGAAGAUAGGUGCUGGGGUGGCCGUGGAGGAACUGCCUCCAGUUGCUUAGUUGCAGCUUGCGGAGCGCCAGCGAAAUGUAACUCUCCAAGGAGUCAGAUCAGCAGGCCGCUGCGGGACCACGGGGCAGGCUGAAUAGAGCACUUCUGUUGGAAAGAUCCACUCCAAGAGGAGUCACAGCAAGAGUUGAGAAAAAAAAAAAAGAGUUGAGGGAGCUGACAGAUCACCCUCCGCAGCACUGCCUGGCGGCCGCGUGGCAUAAUCCUACCACCUGCUCCUCGGGGAGCUGACUGCUCUGCUGGGGAGUGGCGGGUGGCUGCCCUGGUCCAGGUCCCCAGGCAUCCACACGCAAGCAACUGGCCGGACAGCCGGUGGUCUGACAACUGAGGGCUUGCAGUGAGUGCCGAGUGGCCCGUCCGCUCAUUUGAGGCAAGAAGACAAAGUCCUAAAGAUGAAUGGGCACUCUCUGAAACAGUGCCUGUUAUGUGUCGUCUGCUUUUUCAAGCAAAAAGUUUUGUGUAGAAAUUCUCUUGGCACAGUGUAGGAGCUUUGGGUAGCCAGCUUCUGGGCGCCCGGCUUCCGCACCCUGUUGUUCCCUGCACCUCUCCCACUGUGCCUGCAAGUGUGACUUGUGUCAGCUGAACACCCCCAAACCAGGGAGCAAGCACUUUGUGCCCAGAGCUGGGCCUGCCUGUUUGUGGGUGCAGUUUGUCCUGGGCUGCGUGUGAGGAAGUUGGGGUAUGGGGCCCACUGUGGUCCAAGCUUCCUCCACAGACUUUGGCAAGAAAUCUCAUUAUUACCCUACGAUUCCUUUCCUGCUCCCACGGCAAAGUGCUUGUCUGAAAACUCUGGGUUUCUAAGGGCGGCGUGAAAACCAGCGGGAUCCAGCAUUGCCCUGUGCUCAUGCUAAUGUAACACGUGGCUCGGGAAGGCCAUCCCCACAGCGUGCACGCGGCGUCCUCUCCACUCAGGAGACUUCUCAGGCUGUGUUCAUCUGCUGGGUCACCACUCACUGGCUUGUUUGUGCCCAAAGCAGCAAAACUCUGUUGUCUUUUGUUGUCUUUCUUUUCUUUGCGGUGCUGGAGAUGGCGGUCAGGACCUUGUGCACUCUGAGUACGGUUGGACCUGACAUUAAAUUUGAAACUUAUUUAUUGCAGUUGGAAGCGUAUUUGCAGGGCGGCAUGUGUGCCAGCUGUGGCCUUUGCUGAUGUGGCCGUCACAGCGCUGUGCUGUUGUACGGUGUCAGCCUGGAGGGUGAGGAGUGCCACGUGCAUCCCUCUCUCAGUCUUAGUUUUCUCAGUCGUAAUACUGUAUGUCCUACUUCAAAGCUUGAGUUGCUUUUUUGUACAUAACUUGCCUUGGAUUUAUUGUGCAAUUUGUUUAUAUGUUUUUGUGAAUUAUCAGGAGUAGAUUUGAUAAAUACAUGUGAAUAACCUCCUGUAAAUAAAUUUUAUAACAAAAAUGUACUAAACUAUUUUCUGAAAUUAGUUGUGCAGAUUGAGAGUUCUUGCUGUAGCUUUGACUUUAUGCUAUGGAUUCUUAGCUGGAAUUUGGCACAGUAGCUCGGUUGCCUGGUUAAAACCUAAAUUUUAAGAGAAAAUGACAAUUAAAAAUAGAAAUAAAACUGA
Heterocephalus glaber (naked mole-rat) is the source of this 10781-nucleotide messenger RNA. RefSeq names its product senataxin (gene Setx). Gene Ontology annotation, biological process: termination of RNA polymerase II transcription. Gene Ontology annotation, cellular component: nuclear body. Gene Ontology annotation, molecular function: helicase activity; transcription termination site sequence-specific DNA binding. The record is from RefSeq and is a predicted model, not a curated record. NCBI's taxonomy places the organism in Eukaryota, Metazoa, Chordata, Mammalia, Rodentia, Bathyergidae.